AUGAUUUCCAGUUCCCCACAUCAACCAAGGCAAGUCGCUGCCCUUCUUGAAGGCCAAUGCAAGGUCGAUGUGUACGAAGCCACAGGUGGUGCCGUGACUUCCCAGUUCGCAGCACACAACCUUUCGCUCCUGCCACCCAUACCUCCGCAUUCCAUCAUUCACGAUAACGCGUGUGGAGCUGGUACAGUCUCUCGACUCAUUCUCUCCUCAGACGUAAUAUCAGAUCUCAAGAUCCACGCCACAGACAUCGAUCAAGUCUUCCUCGACGCACUUCAAUUCGACGUGCAAAAGAACUCCUGGCCAAUCGAAGUAUCAAACCAGAAGUCUAAGAGCCUGUCGUUCCCAGACAACUACUUCACCCACUCUAUAAACAACAUCGGUAUCUUCUUCACCAGCUCCGCCGGUCUCGUCGGCGCCAAAGAAAUCUACCGCACACUCCAACCCGGCGGCACCGCAGUAGUAAAUUGCUGGGAGGACGUCACCUGGCUCCCACCCUUCGCACUCGUACAUCAAGCCCUCCGUCCAGGCAAACCCUACCGAGCACUGCCUAUACUUUGGAAGGACAGUCAGCAGAUCCAGAAAGUCAUGUUAGAGGUGGGUUUCCCCAGGGAAAACAUGAGGGUAGAGAAGAGCGAGGCUUGGGCGAAGACUAAUGAUUUGAAAGACUGGGCAGAGAAGUCUUGGGCGUAUCUGGGUGGAAUAGGUGGGUGGGUGGAGACAGAUGGGGAAAGAUGGGAGGAGGCGGUUGAGCUUCUGGUGAAGCAUAUAUUGGACCAAGAGGGUACGAAGAGGGUUGGUGAGGAAGUUUGGAUGAGGGCUAGUCAGUGGGUGGUCGUUGCUACGAAGUAA
Molecule: messenger RNA, 849 nt
Organism: Alternaria ventricosa
Lineage: Eukaryota; Fungi; Ascomycota; Dothideomycetes; Pleosporales; Pleosporaceae
Exons: 1
Coding region: 1-849 (282 amino acids)
Source: RefSeq, a predicted model, not a curated record